Molecule: messenger RNA, 1811 nt
Organism: Marmota monax (woodchuck)
Lineage: Eukaryota; Metazoa; Chordata; Mammalia; Rodentia; Sciuridae
Gene: Tusc3
Product: tumor suppressor candidate 3
Exons: 12
Coding region: 189-1304 (371 amino acids)
Cellular component (GO): oligosaccharyltransferase complex
Source: RefSeq, a predicted model, not a curated record
CGGUGAACCGGAUGCGCUGUCAGUCUCCUCCUCCGUGUCCUCGGCCUCCACCCAGCUCCUUCGCUGAGCCGCUGCCACCCCGAGGCCCCAGCCAGGAGGCUCCCGGCGGCUGGCCUGGCAGGUGUGGGGCGCAGUAGGAGCUGGGCGCUCACGGUUACCGCGCGUGGAGGAGACACUGCCCUGCGGCGAUGGGUGCCCGGGCCUCUCCUUCACGCCGGAGACAGGCGGGGCGGCGGCUGCGGUACCUGCCCACCGGGAGCUUUCCCUUUCUCCUCCUCCUGCUGCUUCUCUGCAUUCAGCUCGGGGGAGGACAGAAGAAAAAAGAGAAUCUUUUGGCUGAAAAAGUAGAACAGCUGAUGGAAUGGAGUUCUAGGCGUUCAAUCUUCCGAAUGAAUGGUGAUAAAUUCCGAAAAUUUAUAAAGGCACCACCUCGAAACUAUUCUAUGAUUGUUAUGUUCACUGCUCUACAGCCUCAGCGGCAGUGUUCUGUUUGCAGGCAAGCUAAUGAAGAAUACCAGAUAUUGGCUAACUCCUGGCGCUAUUCAUCUGCUUUUUGUAACAAACUGUUUUUCAGUAUGGUGGACUAUGAUGAAGGAACAGAUGUUUUUCAACAGCUCAACAUGAACUCUGCUCCUACAUUUAUGCAUUUUCCUCCAAAAGGCAGACCCAAGAGAGCUGAUACUUUUGACCUUCAAAGAAUUGGAUUUGCAGCUGAACAGCUAGCAAAGUGGAUUGCUGACAGAACAGACGUUCAUAUUCGUGUUUUCAGACCACCGAACUACUCUGGUACCAUUGCUUUGGCCCUGCUGGUGUCACUUGUUGGUGGUUUGCUCUAUUUAAGAAGGAACAACUUGGAGUUCAUCUAUAAUAAAACUGGUUGGGCCAUGGUAUCUUUGUGUAUAGUCUUUGCUAUGACAUCUGGCCAAAUGUGGAAUCAUAUUCGUGGACCUCCAUAUGCUCAUAAGAACCCACACAAUGGACAAGUGAGCUACAUUCAUGGGAGCAGCCAGGCUCAAUUCGUGGCGGAGUCACACAUUAUUCUGUUUUCGGUGGACACAACAUCUUUAUUUUAUUUUUAUGUGGUGCUGAGGAUCGAACCCAGCGCCCCGCGCAUGCCAGAUGCUGCUAUCACCAUGGGAAUGGUUCUUCUAAAUGAAGCAGCAACUUCCAAAGGAGAUGUUGGAAAAAGACGGAUAAUUUGCCUAGUGGGAUUAGGCCUGGUGGUCUUCUUCUUCAGUUUUCUACUUUCAAUAUUUCGUUCCAAGUACCACGGCUAUCCUUAUAGUGAUCUGGACUUUGAGUGAGAAGAUCUGAUUUGGACCAUGGCACUUAAAAACUAUAAUCCCAGCUUUUUAAUUAAAUGAAGCCAAGUGGGAGUUGCAUAAAGUGAAUGUUUACCACGAAGAUAAACUGUUCCUGACAUUAAAAUAUUUGUACUUCUUGAGUUCAUUUCUUUGUCAAUUGUGAUAAGCUAGCUUAUUCUUGUAUACUUUUUUAAAACUGGGUUUUCCUAGUAAAUUUAAUUUAUAGAAAUAGAUGGUAGCAUUUAGGAAUCUACAAGAGAAACAGUGUUUUUCAAGCAUAUUCAGUGUAUGCCACAGGAUUGAAAUAAGUGACAAUGUAACUAAACUGUUUUAGAACUGUUCACUCAUUUGUAAGGGAAACCACAAUGUUAGUUAAGGAAACCUAUGGAAUGUAUGUUAAAGAAUUAUUAGUGUUGUACAGGGAUAAAGCAUAUGCAUGAAAACAUGUCAUGUAUGGAAAAUUAUACUACUGCAGUUUCAGUUAUAAAGGACGUGCACUGUUGCAAA